AUGGAACACGUAAGCCAUCUGUUUGGGCAUCGGUAUCAAAAAUAUUCCAGUGAAUUUGCAGCAACCAAAUAUGCAGUCCGCAUAACGCUAGAGGGUGUCAGGGAAGCCAGUGACAAUUGCGAGGAAUUUGUUUCUGAGCCAUCGAAUGGGAAAAGUGUUCAACUCUUCGCUCUUGAUGUGCUCUCGAUGGGCGCCGAUGCAAUCUGGACAGACUCGCAAAUGUCCAAAAGGGGACUUUCAUUUUGGAAUAAAGAGUGCAAGGCUGCUUUAGUUCAGAGUGGGUAG
Protopolystoma xenopodis is the source of this 285-nucleotide messenger RNA. The record is from the annotation of a GenBank genome assembly. Lineage: Eukaryota; Metazoa; Platyhelminthes; Monogenea; Polystomatidea; Polystomatidae.